This is a messenger RNA of Trematosphaeria pertusa, 498 nucleotides long. RefSeq lists its product as uncharacterized. The coding region runs from base 1 to 498 and encodes 165 amino acids. The record is from RefSeq and is a predicted model, not a curated record. NCBI's taxonomy places the organism in Eukaryota, Fungi, Ascomycota, Dothideomycetes, Pleosporales, Trematosphaeriaceae. The transcript is spliced from 3 exons.
AUGAGGAUCGGUCUGAUCGCGGUUCAGGAGACCAAGCCGGUCGGGCUGUCGGCCAUCAACGACGGCGUGGCCACCAGCACUGCCAUGGAUCUCUCCGCUUUCGAUGAGGCUGGUAUGAAAUGGUCGUGUGACAUGCCCGCGUUCGCAACUGUGGACACGUUAUUAUGUACACCUAUGGAUAUCAUUGUGGACAUGGUGCUGGGCGUCGAGGAGGUCGCGAAUACGAACAUUGUGAUGGUGAAAGACCUGGGCAUGUUUAUGUCAGCAAUUAUAAGCAAGAACUUGAACUCCUGCUUGAUCAAAAUCCGACCAACCCGUGGACCAAGCAGCUACUCGUCUUCGACUUCGGAACUUGAUUACGGUCAUCGACAUAGGCAGAGCCCCUCUGUCGGUCGCAGCGAGUCCACCUCCAACAACGUUGCAUUCGACUCCUUCUCAGUGGCAAAUAACCAUGGGUCGGAGUGCAUAAUAUCUGUCCCGUCCUCGGCAGCGCCGUAA